Anisakis simplex (herring worm) is the source of this 966-nucleotide messenger RNA. Lineage: Eukaryota; Metazoa; Nematoda; Chromadorea; Rhabditida; Anisakidae. The record is from the annotation of a GenBank genome assembly.
AUGGUUGUAAACGAUACAGUUGAGGAUGGCAAUUUGCCGUGGGUGGAAAAAUAUCGGCCAGCGACACUCGGUGAGCUGGUUUCGCAUAAGGAAAUCAUUAAUACAUGUAAGUUGAAUGCAUCAGACGACCGUGGAAUUGGAAUCGUUCGUGAGCAAAUCAUAAAUUUCGCGCAGACAAAAACAUUGCAUUUCGAUGAGAAGGGUAAAAAUCAAAUCAAACUGAUCAUACUCGACGAAGCCGAUGCAAUGACGAAAGAUGCUCAAAGCGCCCUCAGAAUUCUGAGCAGUCGAACGAAUAUUUUCGUGAUAUCAGAACUUACAGAAUCCCAUACAAGUUCAUCAUUUUGUAACUUUCCUUAUUGUCAUUCGACNGAGAAUGUUCGGUUUUGUAUCAUCUGUAAUUACUUAUCGAAAAUCAUCCCUGCUGUUCAGUCGAGAUGCACUCGUUUUCGUUUCGCACCGCUCGCUGAGGAACAGAUACUGCCUCGUAUACGUGAGAUAGUUAAGUUGGAAUCUUUGGAAAUGACUGAAGAUGGUGAGAAUGCUUUACUGAAGUUGUCAGAAGGUGACAUGAGGCGAGUCCUGAACAUUCUUCAGAGUACUGCGAUGGCAUUUCCGAAAGUUGAUGAAAGAAGUGUUUAUUUAUGUGUUGGUCAACCACUACCAUCUCAAAUUGAGCAGAUUCUACGCAUCCUCCUGAAUGAUUCGUUUGAAGACGCAUUCACAAAGAUAGAAGAUAUUCGUCGUUCGAAUGGAUUUGCGGUAGUGGAUAUUCUGAGAUCACUGCAUGAAAUGGUGUUCGAUUUGGACAUAUCAUCAGCAAUAACGUGCGGUUUGAUUGCUCGGAUGGCGCAUAUCGAGUACCGUCUCUCACAAGGUUGCACCGAUCGUAUUCAGCUUUCGGCACUGAUCGCAGCUUUUAUUAAUGCCCGAUCUGCUCUCGCUGAAUCGGCACCCUCUAAAUGA